Molecule: messenger RNA, 2755 nt
Organism: Punica granatum (pomegranate)
Lineage: Eukaryota; Viridiplantae; Streptophyta; Magnoliopsida; Myrtales; Lythraceae
Source: RefSeq, a predicted model, not a curated record
UCUCUCUCUCUCUCUCUCCGCUCCGCUUUUUUUUUCUCUGUCUGUCUCUGAGUCACUGAGUCGAAGAACUCGCUCCGCUCGGCGGCGGCGCUCGGCUAAGCUCCGGCUGGAGAACUGAGAUCUCUCAGCUUCAGCUCAUCUCUCCCUUCUCAGCUUCUUCCAUUCCAAUCUCCCGCCAUUUUCUUCCCCUCCCUCUCCCUCUGCAACUCUCAGCAGCACCCAUCUCUCUCUCUCUCUCUCUCUGCCUGCUUGCUUCUUCUGAAUUUUGGUGCCGGAGUUUAAGCUACCGGAGCAGAAGCUCUCCCGGUUGAGACCAUGAGUUGCCCUUUGACCGGCUGGUGGCUGCAACCAUUUCGAUUUCGCAUGAAUUUCCCGGCUUAUAUGCAUUGGAGUUGCUGGGUUUAUCUCUGCUAAGAUCACUGGGGGAACCAACCAGCGGCCACUGAUCAAAUGGACUGGAACGUGAAUAAUGCAUUCAAAACCUACAAAGAUAUGGAAACAAAAUCCGUUAUGGAUAUGACGCUUAUUCCAAGCAUUGAUCCAAUGGAAAUUGGGUUGGGCUCCUCCGAAAAGGGAAUUAGUGUUCCUCUCGCAAAACCAAGGAAGAAGACAAUGACAUCAGUCUAUCUCAAAUAUUUUGAGAUAGCUCCUGAUGGAAAAAGUCGAAGUUGCAAAUUUUGCGGGCAGAAUUAUGCUAGUACAACUGCCACUGGAAAUCUUGGAAGACACCUGAGUAAUCGCCACCCAGGAUAUGAUAAGUCGGGGGACAACUCCGUGACUUCUGUCAGUACAGCUGUUUCAGCCCAUCAACCCGUUGUCACUGUAAAGAGAGGUCAAUCUCAAGGAAAAUCAUCCACUCAGGUGGAUUAUGAUCACUUGAACUGGUUUAUUAUUAGGUGGCUCGUUUUAUCUUCUCUUCCUCCCUCAACUUUGGAUGAAAAAUGGAUAGUAAAUUCGUACAAAUUUCUGAAUCCCUCGGUAGAUCUCUGGUCGAGCGACAGAUACAAAGCAGUAUUUCGGGAAGUCUUCAGGAGUAUGCAGGAAGAUGUGAAGGCAUCUUUGGAACAAAUUCUUUCUAAGGUUUCGAUCACGCUUGAUUUCUGGACUUCAUACGAAAAGAUUCUUUACAUGAGUGUGACUUGCCAAUGGAUUGAUGACAACUGGUCCUUUCAAAGGAUGCUUCUUGAUAUUUGCCAUAUACCUCAUCCUUGCGGGGGUACUGAGAUCUAUCAUUCCCUUGUAAAGGUUCUUAAAUCCUUCAAUCUUGAAGGUAGGGUCCUGUCCUGCACCCAUGAUAACAGCCAAUAUGGGAUGCAUGCUUGCCAUGGUCUGAAAGAGGACUUCGAUGGUCGGAAAGUGGGGCCCUUCUGUUACAUGCCCUGUGCUGCUCGUACUCUAAACAUGAUUAUUGAUGAUGGACUUAAGACAACAAAGCCUGUAAUAUCCAAGGUCCGAGAGUUUGCCCUCGAGCUAAAUGCGUCUUCUGAGAUCUCAGAGGACUUCAUUCAGCUGGCAACUGCAUAUCAAGAGGGGAGCUGGAAAUUACCGCUUGAUACAUCAACACGGUGGAGCGGCAGUUACCUGACGCUUGACAUUGUUCGCAAGGCUAGCAAGUCUAUGGAUGGCGUGAUCAGAAAGCACGAGGGAGUGCUAGGCAGUAGGUUGAUGCUAAGUUCCGCAGAGAAGAAUGCAGUCAGUAUUGUGCACUCAUACUUAGAGCCCUUCUACAAGACCACCAACAACAUCUGCGCGAACAAGUUCCCGACAGUCGGGCUGGUCCUCUUCUUCAUGGACCACAUCGCUGAGAUGAUCUCUGCCUGUAGAGACUCCCGCCACAGUCCUGAUUGGCUCAAGAAUGCUGCAGAAGACAUGUCCAAGAAGGUUAGGGUUUACAACAACCAAGUCUGCAACAUAUUCACAUACAUGACUGCAGUUCUGGACCCUCGAAUCAAGAGUGAGCUCAUCCCCGAGAGUCUCAACUUGGACAACUAUCUUGAAGAAGCCAGAGCUCAUUUUGUUAGAAAUUAUGCUUCUAACCAUUUCCCAUCAGUGAAUAGUGGGUUUGGUCCUCAGGAGAUCGCGGACUGUGGGAGUGUUUCGUUCGCGGAGGAAAUAGCCCGAAAGAAACGCAGAGGGAACAUGAGCAGUGCCACUGAUGAGCUGACUCAGUAUCUCUCAGAACCCCCAGCACCAAUGCCGAGUGAUGUGCUCGAAUGGUGGAAGAUCAAUAGCACUCGGUACCCUCGGCUUUCUCUAAUGGCCCGGGAUUUCUUGCCUGUUCAAGCAACCUCAGUUGCACCUGAAGAGCUUUUCUGCAGUAAAGGCGAUGAGGUCGAUAAGCGGAGGUUUUCUAUGCCACACGAUAGCACACAAGCUCUCUUGUGUGUAAAAUCCUGGACUGAAUGCGGUAUGAGGUUGAAGUACAAAUCAACCGAGAUAGACUAUGACAGGCUAAUGGAGAUGGCAGCCACUGCUGCGGCAGGUAACAGCAGCUCAGGUUUAGACAAGAAAGGCAAAUGAUGAUUAGGAAAUGGCAUAUUUUGCUGGGGCAAAGAUCAAUCUUAGGUUGUAUGCUGUAAUUAUUCUAAACUAUGCGACGUGUCUUGUCAUGUUCAGCGGUGAUUGCCGCGAUGUAUGUAUGGGAAGAAAAUCGUGUAGGGGAACUUGGGGAUCGAGUUAUCUCUUGUACAGAUUUCUUACCAGAAAAGAGGAGAAAAUCGACAGCAAACAUGGGCCCAACCUUUUAGUGGGUGCA